CAGAAAAUGUAGUUGCAUUCUUGACAUUAAUCCAGGCAAAAUAGUCUGUAACAAAAUGUUGUUCUCAAGGUUUUAUACUUUUGUUGUUUUGUUUCAAAUAUACAAUUUUCAAUUUGUUCUUGCAAAAGAACCAGUUUGUUCAAAAUUUGCUUACGAAGAACAACUUUUAGAGAAAAUGAUAAGGACUGAAAUUAAAGUAGAAACCAUGGCAAACGAAAUUAAGGCGACACAAGAGACUGUCAUGGACACUUUAGGCGUCAUUAAGAAAACUGUUCAAGAAUUCACGGACAAGUUUGAAAGCUUACAGAUCAACAUUACGGAACGAAUGCUGGAGGAAACUAAAAAAAUUGAGAAGAAAACAAAGUUCUUUGAGAAGUUAUAUGAAGCGUCUCGAGUGAAUUUAACGCAAGAAAUUGAAAGCCAAAGAAACAGUGUUGUCAAAUUACAAGAAAAGUAUGAACGUCCUGUUAUUUUUUAUGCACAUCAUGUGACAGAUGUUGACACCGAUGAAACAGAGCGGAUUAUAUUUAAUUAUGCCAUCAUAAACGAAAGAUCUGGAUAUGACACUUCAACAGGAAUCUUCACAGCCCCUGUUUCGGGUCUGUACCAGUUUGCUGUCCAUUUGUGUACACCGAUUUCGAAAUACGUUUAUGUAGAAAUAUUUCAUGAAGGAAACGUCAUCAUGAAAGAUUACCUUUAUGGUGUGGGAGAAAAUGCCGUUUGCAGCUCAGUGACUGGAAUAGUGAGAGUGAAAUCAGGGGAACAAGUAUGGGUUCAGCAUCGUUCAAAAAAUUCAAACUACAAACUUAUUGAAGACAUACACAGAAUGAACACGUUUCUCGGAAUGAUUAUUAAUAGCUAG
Molecule: messenger RNA, 862 nt
Organism: Ruditapes philippinarum (Manila clam)
Lineage: Eukaryota; Metazoa; Mollusca; Bivalvia; Venerida; Veneridae
Exons: 3
Coding region: 56-862 (268 amino acids)
Molecular function (GO): protein binding
Source: RefSeq, a predicted model, not a curated record